Molecule: messenger RNA, 1353 nt
Organism: Lotus japonicus
Lineage: Eukaryota; Viridiplantae; Streptophyta; Magnoliopsida; Fabales; Fabaceae
Product: VQ motif-containing protein 22-like
Exons: 1
Coding region: 241-864 (207 amino acids)
Source: RefSeq, a predicted model, not a curated record
GUAUGAUCUAAAUUUUGUCCUUUUUCGAACAGAAUCUUCCAUUACAUUCACACCUUUGAGUUGACUAAAGUAAAUAAUAAUACAAAUAGAAACCACCGUGAAAAAAGUAUUAGAAGAGAAAAAGCACCAUAAAUACUCAUCACAACACACACCAUUCUUUCCCUCUUACUCUUCCCAAAUAAGAAAAGUCCUCCCUCAUUCAUUUUCUUUCUUCUUCUCCUUCUUGUACGCCCACUGGCCAUGAUCCAAACCAUGUCUAACCCAAAUGACUGGCUCCAAUUCUAUCACCAAAAUCUCCCUAAUCAAACCCUCACACCUUCAUUCUCUGAAUCCACUACUGUCACCACCACUACCGCUACCGCCGCCGCCACGAUGAAUUCAAGCCCACCAACAUCCAGCACCAACUUGGGCCCGGACGGCCGCGUGUCGAAGCCUACACGGCGGCGAUCCCGGGCUUCACGACGAAACCCGACAACUUUACUCAACACAGACACCACAAACUUCCGUGCCAUGGUGCAACAGUUCACUGGAGGUCCAGCCGCACCCUUUGCACCAUCAUCAACGGGCUUGCCUAACCUAAUGGGCUUCGGCCUCGUCCCACGUCCAGUUCCUCCUCCUCCUCUGAACCCAACUAUGUUCCAUCUUCAGCAGCUUCAACAACAACAACAACAACAGCAAAAUCUGUAUCAGCCGCAAAACCAACACUACAACAUGUAUCGUGCUAGGACCACACAAGGUGGAGACGACACGUUUAUGAGCAAUCCCAGACCCUCAAACAGUGGUGGUGUUGCUGAUGUUCAUGAACAUCAUGAUCAUGAACACGGAGGAGGAGAAGGAGGUUUAUUUCCAAGCACUUCCUCUUGAGAAAGCAAAAGUGUUACCUAGCGUCCUUUUAAAACUCUUUCAUGUUUGAAAUUCAUAUGAAUCCGGCUAAACUGGAAACUAGAGCCUUACUUGGUGCAGACAUGAAUUUCAACUGGUAAAUGAUAAAUUGUUGAAAAGAGUGUCAAACCACCUCAUCAAGAUCAUUCUCCGGUAGGAACACGGGUAGCUGUUGUCUUUGGUGUCCGCAUGCUGAGGCCUGAAAGUGACGUAAAGCAGACAAAUUAGGUGCUAACUUGGGCAGAAUUGUUGACCAACCAAUGCAGAAUAAUAUAUAUAGUGUACCAUUUCAUUUUCUAUAAUUCUAGUGGUCUUUUUUCUUAAUACUAUACUCUUUCUUUUUCUUUUUGUUUCUGUAAUAAUUAUUGGGCUAUUCUAGGGUUGAAACGGGCUAUGCUUCUAGAUCCAUUGUUAUAGGCGUAGCUAACACGUUAUGUUUAUUAUUUUGUUAUUACACCUUUCUUUCAAUCA